Doryrhamphus excisus (bluestripe pipefish) is the source of this 3397-nucleotide messenger RNA. NCBI's taxonomy places the organism in Eukaryota, Metazoa, Chordata, Actinopteri, Syngnathiformes, Syngnathidae. The record is from RefSeq and is a predicted model, not a curated record.
CCUGCUGUCCAAACAAUGUCUCCUUGGGAAGACUUUCUGGCCUCGCUCUUGUCCAGUUCCAGCAGCGUACUGGGCGGUGUGGCCGUGCUGCUCCUCUUGGCUUUUGCAUCCAGGCGCUUUGCUUUGCGGGAAACUAGGAAGGGGCCUCCGGGACCCAGACCUUUGCCCUUGCUUGGCAACCUGCUGCAGCUCGAUCUCAAGAGGCUCCACCUGAGCCUUUGUGAGCUUGCAGAAGAAUACGGCUCCGUGUUCACAAUCUACUUGGGCGGCGUUAAAGUCGUGAUCCUGGCUGGAUACAAGACGGUCAAAGAGGCUCUGGUCACCCACGCUGACGUGUUUGGGGAGCGCCACAUCGUGCCCAUAUUUGAGGAGCUGAGUCGAGGUCACGGAAUUAUUUUUGCAAACGGAGACUCGUGGAAAGAACUGAGACGUUUUGCCAUCAGCACUCUGAAAGACUUCGGAAUGGGUAAAAGACUCGCUGAAGAGAAAAUCAUGGAGGAGUGCAGCCACCUCAUUCCUAUUUUUGAGAAGCAUGAAGGGCAGCCGUUUGAUACAACACAACCAUUGGGUAACGCCGCGUCCAAUGUCAUCUGUUCCAUCGUGUUUGGGAGCCGAUUUGAAUACGACGACGCUCAGUUCACCACCAUGGUGAAACGAGUCAAAGACAACUUACUUUUGACUGGAUCCAAACAAAUUGAGCUUUACAACAACAUUCCAUGGCUGUUUAGCUGGUUUCGGGAUCGGCAGAUAGUUCUAAAGAACUUCCAGAAAAACAUCCAGGACAUAAAGGACCUGCUGGCCAAAGUGAAGGAGAACCUGAACCCUGAAGAUUGCAGGGGCUUGGCGGACUGCUUCUUCAUGCGCAUGCAAAAAGAGGAUCUAUCUGAUGAGCAGAACCACUUCAGUGAGGACAACAUGGUUCAUGUUGUUGGCAACCUCUUUGCUGCAGGCACGGACACCACUUCCACCACACUAAGAUGGGCCUUGCUAUUGAUGGUUAAAUAUCCCCUAAUACAAGAUCGGGUCCAGGAGGAGCUAAGCAGGGUGAUCGGAAGCCGCCAAGUUUGCGCUGAUGAUCGCAAGAACCUUCCCUACACCGACGCCGUCAUCCAUGAGAUUCAGAGGUUCAGCAACAUCGCAACCACAACCAUUCACCACCAAACCAGCCAGGACAUCACCUUCCAGGGCCACUUCAUCGAAAAGGGCACCGUUGUUUUGCCUCUCCUUUUUUCUGUCCACUGCGAUAAGAGUGAGUGGGAGACACCAAGAGCCUUCAACCCUUCCCACUUCCUGGAUGAGGAGGGUAAAUUCAUCAAGCGGGAUGCCUUCAUGCCCUUCUCUGCAGGCCGCAGGGCUUGUCUCGGCGAAGGUCUGGCCCGGAUGGAGCUCUUCCUCUUCUUCACCACCCUCCUUCAGCGCUUUCGCUUCACGCCUCCCCCAGGGAUGUCGGAGGACGAGCUGGAUUUGACGCCAGUGGUGGGCUUCACGCUCAGUCCGCCGCAUCACCUGCUGUGUGCCGUCAGAAGGAAGAGAGGGUCAGUGUCGAAGACGUCCAUAGCUCCUGCUGUCCAAACAAUGUCUCCUUUGGAAGACUUUCUGGCCUUCCUCUUGUCCAGUUCCAGCAGCGUACUGGGCAGUGUGGCCGUGAUGUUCCUCUUGGUUUUUGCCUCCAGGAGCUUCGCCUUGCAGGAAACUCGGAACGGGCCUCCAGGGCCAAGACCUUUGCCCUUGCUUGGCAACCUGCUGCAGCUCGAUCUCAAUAGGCUCCCGAAAAGCCUCUGUGAGCUCGCAGAACGAUACGGCUCGGUGUUUACGGUCUACUUUGGCAUCAAGAAAAUGGUGGUCCUGGCUGGAUACAAGACGGUGAAAGAGGCUCUGGUCGACCAUGCAGAGGAGUUUGGAGAACGCCAUGUCUACCCAAUAUUUGACGAUAUGAAUCAUGGUCACGGAAUUGUGUUUGCAAAUGGAGACUCGUGGAAGGAACUGAGACGUUUUACCAUCAGCACUCUGAGAGACUUCGGAAUGGGUAAAAGACUUGCUGAAGACAAAAUCAUAGAGGAGUCCAAGCACCUGGUUCUCCUUUUUGAGAAGUAUGAAGGGAAACCAUUCGAUACAAGUCCAGUGAGUAACGCCACGGCCAAUGUCAUCUGUUCCAUUGUGUACGGGAGACGAUUUGAAUACAACGACACUCGAUUCACCGCCAUGGUGACUCGAGCCAAUGACACAAUCCUCUUGCUUGGAUCUCAGCAAACUCAGCUUUACAACAGCUUUAAAUGGCUGUUCAGAUGGGUUCAACACCGGCAGAUGAUUCUAGAGAGCCGCGAUGCAAACGUCCAGGACAUAAAGGACCAGCUGGCCAAAGUGAAGGAGAACCUGAACCCUGAAGUGUGCAGGGGGCUCGCCGACAGCUUCUUUAUACGCAAGCAAAAAGAGCAGAACCACUUCACCGACGACAACCUGGUUUUUGUCGUGGCCAAUCUCUUAGCAGCAGGAACGGACACCAGUGGCACCACACUAAGAUGGGCCAUUCUCUUGAUGGCCAAAUAUCCCGAAAUCCAAGAUCGUGUCCAGGAGGAACUGAGCAGCGUGAUCGGAAGCCGCCAGGUUUGUAUGGAGGAUCGCAAGAACCUUCACUACACCAACGCUGUCAUCCACGAGACGCAGAGGUUUGCCAACAUCGCAUCCAUAACCAUUCCUCACCAAACCAGCCGGGAUGUCACCUUUCAGGGCCACUUUCUUGAAAAGGGCACCAUAAUUUUGCCUUUACUUAUGUCUGUCCACUAUGAUAAGAGUGAGUGGGAGACGCCAAGCACCUUCAACCCUUCCCACUUCCUGGAUGAGGAGGGUAAAUUCAUCAAGCGGGAUGCCUUCAUGCCCUUCUCUGCAGGCCGCAGGGUUUGUCUCGGCGAAGGUCUGGCUCGGAUGGAGCUCUUCCUCUUCUUCAGCACCCUCCUUCAGCGUUUUCGCUUCACACCGCCACCCGGGAUGUCGGAGGACGAGCUGGAUUUGACGCCAGUGAUGAGCAUGUCGCUCAAACCGCUGCCUCACCAGCUGUGUGCUGUCAGUCGCCGCUGAUGCAAACUGCUGUUAUGUCCGCCAUCAUCAUGGUGCCUUUGAUGCAUUUCCAAUCCAAUCUAACUUUAUUUGCACUUUAAAAAAAACAGCGCAGUGGACCAAAGUGCUGUACAGAAUAGUUUAGAGUUAUAGUUUAUAUUAUGGUUUAUAAAAGCACAAAAGGCAACAACAAGGUGUGUCUAAAACGUCUAAAUCAAAAUGAAUACAUAAGAAACAUGUUUCAAAAUAACAGCCUGGAUAAACAACAAUAAGAACAGACUCAUGUCUUCUAUUUUGUGUGUGGACAUGCAUUGUGCAGGUAUUUCUGGAGGUGUGUGUGUGA